This is a messenger RNA of Branchiostoma floridae (Florida lancelet), 2123 nucleotides long. Its product is annotated as protein jagged-2-like. The record is from RefSeq and is a predicted model, not a curated record. The transcript is spliced from 12 exons. Lineage: Eukaryota; Metazoa; Chordata; Leptocardii; Amphioxiformes; Branchiostomatidae. The coding region runs from base 37 to 1674 and encodes 545 amino acids. Gene Ontology annotation, cellular component: plasma membrane; protein-containing complex. Gene Ontology annotation, biological process: axon guidance; establishment or maintenance of epithelial cell apical/basal polarity; heterophilic cell-cell adhesion. Gene Ontology annotation, molecular function: calcium ion binding.
AAAGACUGUUCAUUGUAGAGUUGACCGCCGUGCAGUAUGGAACGUCCCGGUACCGUUUGGCUGUUUUUCGUACUGUUUGCACCCGUCCUGGCGUCAGCCGGGAACCAUGCCUUCGAGGUCCUCCGCACGGCAAACCAACGCUAUCAAGGAUUCGACUUUUUCGCCAUCGAGGCGCGGCUGCCAGCAGACGGUCUGUCUGCCUCGGAAAACUGGUGCAGAGAUUAUCAAAACCUGUGUGCGGAUUACGGGCUCAGACCAACCGGCUGUGGGGAACUGUACACGUAUGGGGCCAACGCUGAUGAUCGUUAUGUACGAUGCGUGACUGAGUAUAACUCCGACCCUUACAUCAACAACGUGCUCGGCUGUAACCCGUCCCACCAUGUAGCUGAGGUGGCGAACUUGGCUUUCUCAGCGGGAGCUACAUGGACUAGGAGUUUCGGCUUUCACAGAUGUGAAACCAGCGACUGCCAGCGCGGAAUAGUCGAGAGUCAGGACAGUCUGUACUACACAGACGCCGCCUUUCCCGGAGACAGGGUUGUGUAUACCGUGUGUAGAGGCUCGGCAACCGCGUGCCUGAGCAAUCCGUGUAUGAAUGGAGGAACGUGCCAGAACCAGGGGGACGGGUACAACUGUAGCUGUGUCACCGGUUUCUACGGAAACAACUGUGACGAAAUAGACGAAUGUGCAAGUAGCCCUUGUAUGAACGGAGGGAGGUGCAUCGAUGGAGUGAACAGCUACACAUGUCAGUGUCCAGCUGGCACGGCCGGAGAUAACUGUCAGAUAAAUAUAGACGAGUGCGCAAGCAACCCUUGUUCUAACGGCGGAACGUGUGUGGACAAAUUGAACGGCUACUCCUGUGCAUGCCCCAAAGGUGUUGCUGGUCAAUACUGCGAAGCACUUUUGGAUGAAGGCGGAUGUUACCAGUUUUCCACCAUUGCCGUCUCUUAUGAUGACGCGUCCAAUUCCUGUGGGGCGGAUGGAGGUUUCCUGGCGGAUGUCAGGAAGGCCCAGCAGCAGCAUCUCAUUGGCCAGAGCAUCGCUGCCUCGAGUGACGUCUCCCACUGGAUAGCUGGGAAAGUUCUGCCGGUUACUCUCGCAUACAGCGAUGGAUCAGGCAUUUCAGAUGAGUUACAGUUUUCGUCCAGCGAGCCAGCCACACCCUGUGACCUGUGUCUGCUGUUGGACAGCUCGGACAACUAUCUGGCUCGGACCACAUCAUGCACAGAACUUCACAAUUAUGUCUGCCAGUCGGAACCCAAGCCAUGUGGACAAAAUGUUUGCUAUAACGGAGGAAACUGUACCUCGUGUUUUGACGAGGCAUACAACUUCUGCGCAUGCCCCGACGGCUUUGAUGGCAAGCUUUGUGAGACAGAUAUUGACGAGUGUGCCUCGUCUCCGUGUCAAAAUGGCGGACAAUGUGUCGAUGACGUCAACUCGUUCCGCUGCCGGUGUCCUACAGGGUAUAGUGGAGACCUCUGCGAAAUAGACAUUGACUGGUGUGCGAACAGUUACUGUCCGUUCGACUGGACCUGUCAGGACGAGAUCACCCACUUCAUCUGUCAUGCGCCAGAUACCGGAGUGAGAGGCUCCUACAGGUGCACCAGCGACUCCUGUCCGGACGGCAUGCGCUGUGUGCUGGACGGGCCAGGCGCCUUCUCCUGCAGGAUCGGAUGAUGGCGACCGUGAAGCCCUGAAGAUUGAUGAACCUUGUACCUGCUGAGUGUCAAUAGCGUAUUGAAGCUGGCGGAAAUUUUCUAUAUCAUCUACAGUCAAUGAAUAACUCGAAGAAUUCGAACAAUUUGAUUGCCUUGAAUGUUAGAGUACAAAAGAAAUAGGAUUUACAUCACUUACGAAAAAUGAGAAGGAAAUUCUAGCCUUUGCAUCACAGUAAGAAUCGUUCCUAAUGUAUGUGUUGCCUUAGCGACUUUAAUGUGUCAUUGAAAUGAAUUGUAGUGAGAACUUCAAAUUACGUAUAAGAGACAGAAUACUUUCUUUCUUCUAAAUUGUUGGUAACGUUACGCUAUAUUGGUUAGCCUUGCACUUGUUAUUAAUGAACGUAGACAUAUCAUUAAUAUUGUUUUAUUGAAAAAAAAUAAAAGCUUUAUUGCUGCAGUGAGAAAACA